UUUGUCAUUUCUGUCCUUUUACCUGCCUCGAGUCACCUGAGAAAUCUAAGUCUACCUUACGAAAAGAAGUAUCGAUUCAUUGAAGAAUUUAUUUGUUAGUUUUCUUUAACAUUUUACCAUGUCUUACUCAAAUAUUACAUUAAAUCUCUCAGAUAGAAAUAUUUGUCAACCACUUUUUAAACCAAAAGCACGGUAUAUACCAGAAGAGAAAAGAAAUUCUGUUGGAAGUCCAUUAACUCCAAGGCCUUCCAUACUGAUGCCAGAAAUACAUCUGCUUCAAUCUUAUCAAAAUUCACGCAGAAUUGUGAACAAUUCAUUUAGAUUUCACGACAAUUAUCAAUUGCCGUGUUAUUCUGGACUUGAACCGCUUCCGCAUCUUCCUGCCAUGGAUGGUAAUCCAGCAAGAUUUUCAUCAUCCAUGAACCCUUGCAAGUUUGAAUAUAAGUCACUGCAUUUAUCUCCUAAUUUAAGGCCUUCUUUUUUAUCUCCAAUGGUUCAUCCUUAUUAUUAUAUGAAUGGUCAUAUGAAAUUUCCACCAUAUUUUCCAGGUUACGAUUCGUAUUACUAUUCAGACUGGAGAAAGCCAAAGAGACCCCGCACCGCUUUCACCCAAAAUCAGUUGAACUUAUUGGAAAAGGCAUUCGAGAAUAAUCACUACGUUGUGGGCAGUGAAAGAAAACAAUUAGCUCAAAUACUUGACCUUUCAGAAACACAGGUAAAAGUGUGGUUUCAAAACAGAAGGACUAAACAUAAACGUCAAAAGCAAGAUGACGAAGGUUGCAGUCAAAAGACCAAAGAUAAGGACUGCUUGAAUUCCACGGGAUCGUCUUCUGAUGAAUCGUCGCUUUCUGACGAUGACGAUGAAACUGGUUCAAUUAAAACAUCCGAUUCUUCUAAAACUGACUAUAGUACCGUUUUAUUUAGAGAUGAAACUGAUUCAUGUAAAACACCUCAUUCUUCUGAAAUUGAUUACGGGACUGUUUUAAGAGAUGAAAUUAGUUCAUGUAAAACAUCCAUUUCUCCUAAAAUUGAUAACGAAAUUCCUUCUUUAAAAUGCAAAAAUUCAUCUCUAGAUGUCAGUAAAGAUUACAUUGGCCCCAAAAGCGUUUGCAACACAAUUUGGAACCCAAUUACUUUAAAUAAAAAAAUUCCGUGUAUUCGGACUACGAUGAGUGAACGCAUGGAAUAGUUAUUUAACGCAGGAUAAUGGUAUGAUGUCUUACGGAUCCAAACAUUAUUAAUUUUAAAAAAAGGAGCCACAAUGGAACAUUUAUAAAUUGAAGAAACACUCGUUAUGUAAAUAUUG
Argiope bruennichi is the source of this 1306-nucleotide messenger RNA. RefSeq names its product homeobox protein Hox-C4a-like. The record is from RefSeq and is a predicted model, not a curated record. The coding region runs from base 119 to 1189 and encodes 356 amino acids. Lineage: Eukaryota; Metazoa; Arthropoda; Arachnida; Araneae; Araneidae. Gene Ontology annotation, molecular function: DNA binding; DNA-binding transcription factor activity, RNA polymerase II-specific. The transcript is spliced from 3 exons. Gene Ontology annotation, biological process: regulation of DNA-templated transcription; brain development; central nervous system development.